Messenger RNA from Rotaria sordida, 735 nucleotides. Lineage: Eukaryota; Metazoa; Rotifera; Eurotatoria; Philodinida; Philodinidae. The record is from the annotation of a GenBank genome assembly.
AUGCCGACAAUUCAAACACAUUACCGACAAGUCAAUGAUGGUAUGUCUGGUAUUGUUCCAGGCAUUUUCGGUGGUUUACAAUUCAUUCUCUGGAUAGGUAUAAUUAUUUUCGAAAUAGUCAGUAUAUAUUAUGAUCCUGGUCGAGGUACUGUUUAUGCUGGUAUAUGGUGUUCAAUUAUUUUUUUCAUUACUUGGAUAUCAAUGUUUUGCUAUCUAUGUUGUCGUAAAUCAUCAGCAUGUGGAAUUUAUUUAGUUAUUCAAAAUAUAAUUAACUUGAUAUUUGCCACUAUACUUUUAAUAUUCACUUCCCGUUUUAUAAAAGAUCCUUGUUUAUGUUACAGUGCUUUAUGUUUCAUACCCAAUUGGAAUCAUAUUAAUUAUGAUGAUGAUGAUGAUCAUUUUUCAUAUUCAUGUACUUCAAGAACAUUUAAAAAAGUACCAAUGCUCAAAGGUCUUCUUGCUUGUGCAAUUUUAAUGCUUAUUUCUAAUAUUUUAUUUAUUAUUAUAUACUCAAUUGCUGUGAUUCGAUUACGUCAUAAGGCAAGAUCUCAUACUCGACAACCUGAUGUUGUGUAUCAUCAACAAACCGCAGCUGUGCAUAUGGGAGCACCGCCACCGUAUUAUGCAUCUACUAUGGCUCAUACUCCUUAUCAACAUCAACACUUAUAUCCAGUUCAAGAUACGCAAAGGCCAUCAGCACCACCGCCUUAUGAAGACUAUUCAAAUAAAUUUUGA